Messenger RNA from Phyllostomus hastatus (greater spear-nosed bat), 2314 nucleotides. It is a transcript of the gene MRPL49, whose product is annotated as mitochondrial ribosomal protein L49. NCBI's taxonomy places the organism in Eukaryota, Metazoa, Chordata, Mammalia, Chiroptera, Phyllostomidae. The transcript is spliced from 4 exons. Gene Ontology annotation, molecular function: structural constituent of ribosome. The record is from RefSeq and is a predicted model, not a curated record. Gene Ontology annotation, cellular component: ribosome; mitochondrial large ribosomal subunit. Gene Ontology annotation, biological process: translation. Bases 70 to 570 code for a protein of 166 amino acids.
GCGUGCUGAGGAAGGGGCGGGACCAGGAUGGUUGCGCGCGCAGAGAGCUAAUAUACGGGAGAGUUCAACAUGGCGGCGACCAUGUUCCGUGCUUCGCUGCGGGGUUGGAGAGUCGGUGUCCAGCCGGGCUGCGGGCUACGGCGGCAGAGCCAGAGCAAGGGACCUCCCGAUUACCCCAGCUUUGUGGAAUCUGUGGAUGAAUACCAGUUUGUGGAGCGCCUGUUACCCGCCACCAGCAUCCCAAAGCCCCCAAAGCAUGAACAUUACCCUACUCCUAGUGGCUGGCAGCCCCCCAGAGACCCUGCACCCAACCUGCCCUACUUUGUACGGCGCUCUCGGAUGCACAACAUCCCUGUCUAUAAGGACAUCACGCAUGGCAACCGCCAGAUGACUGUGAUCCGGAAGGUGGAGGGAGAUAUUUGGGCCCUGCAGAAGGACGUGGAAGAUUUUCUGAGCCCACUGCUGGGGAAGACACCUAUCACCCAGGUCAAUGAGGUGACAGGCACCCUGCGGAUCAAGGGCUACUUUGACCAGCAACUAAAAGCCUGGCUCCUGGAGAAGGGCUUCUAGACCUAGCCGAGCAGCCUGCGCGACAGCAUCCCCCACAGAUGGGGUCCAGGGAGUCUCGGGAGGAGGGAGGUGGGUGCUGCAGCAACUAGGAUGGGGGUGCAGAGACCCGGGCUAAGGGCUGGGGCAGGGUAGAGUGAGGGCUAAAGGGCCACGGAGCUUGCCUGCAUGAAGGGGGAAACAGGACCAUCUGCGCAGGCGCCAGCACUCGGAGAGGCCUGUGUGACACUGGAGACCCACCAGAGCAGGGGUGUCAGGCUCAUUGUCACCGGGGGCCACAUCAGCCUCACGGUUGCCUUCAAAGGGCCGAAUGUAAUUUCAGGACCGUAUAAAUGUAACUACCCCUUAACAGUUAAGCGAGAGCUCGGCGCUGCUGCCUAGUAGAAAUGAGGUGCCUGGCUGGAUAAAACAAGGUGGAAGGCCGGAUUCAGCCCGUGGCCCUUGUGUUUGCUACCUGUGCACCUGAAACAGCCGAGCUAGUGGGGACAUUAGUUGCUUUCUCCCGCCACUACCAUCCCUGAUUUUGGUCUGUUCCUGCCUUUUCUUUUUUAAAUCCUUACCUGAGGACAUGCCUAUUGAGUUCGGAGAGGGGAAGGGAGAGAAACAUCCAUGAGAGAGGAACAUCGGUUGCCUCCUGCGUGUCUCCCAGUGGGGGACUGAACCCACAACCUAGGCAUGUGCCCUGACCCAGAAUCGAACCCAUGACCUUUCACUGUAUUGUACGACCCUCCAACCAAUGGAGCCACACCAGCUAAGUCUGUUGCUGCUUUUUCUUCAUCGGGGCUCCUUGGGCUCAGCUAUUCAAAUGCUGGAGGUUGUUGACUGCCCCUCUGGCGAAACCAGUGGCCCAGCCAAGUUCGGGGAACGGCAGCACAGGACAGACCCGCUGGGCGUCUGCCUUCCUGGGCCCUCCAGACUCCCCGCUGCAAAGGUUCUCAAGCCCUUGCUCUAGGCCAGACCUGGCUUGUUGGAGGCGACGGAGAAUGCAGGUGAAUGGCAUGGGCCUAGGAGUCUUCAGUUCCAAGGGCAGUGCUGGGCACUGUGCCCACGUCAGACCUUGGGCUCGUUCUUUCUGCCCACGGUGAGGUAGAAGGCCCACUUACCUUGGCUCCAUCCCGGACCAGGGUUGAGCCUGAUGGGGUUUCCAGCUCCAGGAAUCUAAGUGAUAAGCUGUAGCUGGACUGCCCACAAGGGGGUGUUUGGGAGCUCCCAGCAGGCCAGCACUGGGCCUGCUUCCCAGUGGGCUGCCCUGGUAUUAAGGGUGGACAGGGGAUUUGCAGGCAGGAAGCUGGCCUUUUGUCCCUGCCACCCCACCCCACCCCCAGCUAAUGGACCUCACCCUUGGUCUGCCACAAGGGCCAGAGCCCUGAGUUGCCACCCCUACCCCAGCAUCAGACUGGCUAAGAUAGGGUUCAGAGCCUGCUUCCCCUACUUGGUCUCUAAACUCCUUGUGUCUCAGUUUGUGUGUAAUAUGGGUAUCUCUCAGACAAGACCAGGCACGUGCAGGGUGGUGUGGCCGUAGAUGACAUGGGUGUAUCUUUCUAACAGGUGAGCGUGCCCAAGGGCAGUGCUGGCUUGUGUUAAUAAACCCUCCCUCUGGGAGGGUCCAGGCCACGAGUCUACAGCCCGAGGAAGGAUCCCGGCUCACUGACGCUGACACCAGCUCUACCAAUUGUUAAUGCGAGUUUUUAUUUGGCUGUAUAUACAAUUCAAGCUAUUAAAAUUUGUACAAUAUUUACAAAUUAAA